Telopea speciosissima is the source of this 1585-nucleotide messenger RNA. RefSeq names its product calreticulin-like. The coding region runs from base 55 to 1329 and encodes 424 amino acids. Gene Ontology annotation, biological process: protein folding. Gene Ontology annotation, cellular component: endoplasmic reticulum membrane; endoplasmic reticulum. The transcript is spliced from 14 exons. NCBI's taxonomy places the organism in Eukaryota, Viridiplantae, Streptophyta, Magnoliopsida, Proteales, Proteaceae. The record is from RefSeq and is a predicted model, not a curated record. Gene Ontology annotation, molecular function: calcium ion binding.
ACACUCGACAGAUCUGUGAGACGAAGAGUGGUGUGUCGUUCGUUUCUUGCUACAAUGGCGACUCCGUGGAAAAACCCUAUUCUUUUCGGCAUGGUCGCCCUUACCAUUCUCUCAAUUGUUUCUGCGGAAGUGUAUUUCGAAGAGCGCUUCGAAGAUGGAUGGGAGAACCGGUGGGUCAAAUCCGAUUGGAAGAGAGAUGAGAACAUGGCUGGGGAGUGGAAUUACACUUGCGGUAAAUGGAAUGGAGACUCUAGUGAUAAAGGUAUCCAGACCAGUGAAGACCACCGGUUUUAUGCAAUCUCAGCUGAGUUCCCUGAGCUAAGUAAUAAGGAUAAGACUUUGGUUUUCCAGUUCUCUGUAAAACAUGAGCAAAAACUUGACUGUGGUGGUGGCUACAUGAAGUUGCUUAGUGGUGAAUUUGAUCAAAAGAAAUUUGGUGGUGAGACCCCUUAUAGUAUCAUGUUUGGACCAGAUAUCUGUGGCUACAGCACCAAGAAAGUUCAUGCUAUACUUACGCGCAGUGGAACAAACCACCUUAUCAAGAAGGAUGUUCCUUGUGAGACUGACCAGCUGACUCAUGUGUAUACUUUCAUCCUCCGGCCAGAUGCUACUUAUAAAAUCCUUAUCGACAAUGUGGAGAAACAAUCUGGGAGUCUAUAUAGUGAUUGGGAUAUCCUCCCUCCAAAGAAAAUCAAAGAUCCUGAAGCUAAGAAACCAGAAGAUUGGGAUGACAAGGAAUAUAUUCCUGAUCCUGAAGAUAAGAAACCUGAGGGGUAUGAUGACAUUCCAAAGGAGAUACCUGAUUCUGAUGCCAAGAAGCCAGAGGAUUGGGACGAUGAGGAAGAUGGUGAAUGGACGGCACCAACCAUCCCCAACCCAGAGUACAAGGGUCCAUGGAAGGCAAAUAAAAUAAAGAACCCCAACUACAAGGGCAAAUGGAAGGCACCAAUGAUUGAUAACCCAGAUUUCAAGGAUGACCAAGAUAUUUAUGUUUUUGCCAAUUUGAAAUAUGUUGGCAUCGAGUUGUGGCAGGUAAAGUCAGGGACGUUGUUUGAUAAUGUUUUAAUUUGUGAUGAUCCGGAAUAUGCAAAAAAGCUCGCCGAAGAAACAUGGGGCAAAAACAAAGACGCUGAGAAGGCAGCAUUUGAUGAGGCUGAGAAAAAUAGAGAGCAGGAGGAAACGAAGGAUGGUGCAGUUGAUUCUGAUGAUGAGAAUGAGGAUGAUGAAAGUGACGAUACUGAAGGCGAUAAACCUGAUAGUGAUGACACUGAAAGCAGCAAGACCGAAGAUGAUGAUGAUGAUGAUGAUGAUGUGCAUGAUGAGCUAUAAGGAGAUCUCCGAAGAAAUUCUGGAGGCAGUUUAUUCUAGGGAUCACUUUGGGUGGUUUAGGCACUCAAAAAAAUUUUCCAUUUCACUUUUUUCUUUUGGUUGUUGGAAUCCUUUUCAGGGAAAGAACAUUUAGGGUUGCAUGAAAUCAUGUGGCUGUCAAAAUCGUCUCAUUUCAGUCCUUAGAACAGAAAGAAAGCUAUAAGAGUUUUGUUCCUGCUAACUCGUUAAAGUAGUUAAAAGAAUCAAAUGGAUUGAG